Musca vetustissima is the source of this 495-nucleotide messenger RNA. RefSeq names its product RNA-binding protein 48. Bases 1 to 495 code for a protein of 164 amino acids. The record is from RefSeq and is a predicted model, not a curated record. Lineage: Eukaryota; Metazoa; Arthropoda; Insecta; Diptera; Muscidae. The transcript has 2 exons. Gene Ontology annotation, molecular function: nucleic acid binding. Gene Ontology annotation, cellular component: nucleoplasm.
AUGAGCGAUGACAGUAUUUCCCAUCACAAACAAUUUAAGUACUGUACAACAAGACUAAAAUAUAGACAAGGACGGGAACUUAAGGCUGUUAAGGUCUACACCGUUGCCAAUGAAUCGUUGCAUUUACUUUGUUUUGGUGUACCCAAAAUAAAUUUACACAAUGAAGUGAAGCAGAAUUUUCGCCGAUUUGGUGAGCUAUGCCAUGUGAGGAAUGUUACGGCGGAACUGCUGGAAAAGGGUGCCGAAUUGGAGGCAUUUACUGAAGUAUUUUGGAUUAAAUUCAAAAAAAUAUUUGAUGCUCGCAAAGCUAAGAAAUAUUUAGAUGCCAAAGAAUUCUAUGGUGGUAUACUGCAUAUAUCUUAUGCUCCGGAGUAUGAAACAAUGGAAGAGUUGCGGGCUAAGCUACAACACAGAAUGUCGGAAGUAAAAUAUCGUCUGCGUGUCAAUGCGAAACAACAUAAAAUGAUGAAAAAUGAGGAGGAGAGCACGGAAUAA